GCUUUUAUUUGCUGCUGGCAUUUAUCAUUUUUAGUCUUUUAUUAAAAGUAACACUGACAGGCUCCUGCUGUCUGCUGAUACUGACGUAAACAUAAAGGAUAAUAUUUAGCUUGCUAACAGCAAAAUGUACACAUCAGGCAGCUGGUUUGCCAGUUUGAAGAGACCAUAAUGCUAAUUUCACAAGUACAAUGCUUUACUUGUAUAAUAAGUUUAUGCUUUCUGUGAAAUUUGUUCAAACACACUCACCGGCCACUUCAUUAGGUACAUCUGCUCAACCUCUCCUUCAGUCGAAAAUCUAAUGGCAUCUCAAACGGCAGCAACUCCGUGCAUUUAUCCAUGUAGACAUAGCCGGGUUAUGUCUACAUGACCUGACAUAACCCGACCUGCUGACGUCUGAGCAUCAGAAUGAGUAAGAAAGGCGAUUAAAGUCACUUUGAACGCGUCGUGAUUGUUGGUGCCGGACGGGCUGGUCUGAGUAUUUCAAAAGCAGCUGAUCCGCUGGGAUUCCCCUCAGAAACACGCAUCUCUGGGAUUUACAGAGACUAGUCCGAAAAAAAGAAAAUAUCCACUGCGCGUGAAUUCUCUGCGUGAAAAGUCCGCAAUAACUGUCCCACCAAAUGAGGUGACCGGAGAUGCACAGAUUGUUACACGAGAGGGCGGCAAAGAAAAAGAAACUAAAAGCACACCGGCCGUGACGUUACAAAAAAAGACUUCUUGCUCCGUAUCUGUAAUGUAAUAAUAAAAGGCGCGCAUCGUCUGCGCCAGCGCGUUGACGUUCCAAAACAUUAACAUGGACAAUGAAUGAAGGCACCACCAUUAUUACCGUCUUAUGAAGUUCCGUUAACCGUCCCGCCUAUGAGCCAAUGAGGAACCGUCCAAUCAGGCCGUCUCUUUGGAAAGAACCUCUGUCUUUCUAAAAAACUUUCCAAAGUUUUUUUUUUCCUUUAUCGUGAAUGAGCACAUCAGUCCCGGUGCCGAGGAUGGGGAGGUGCAGGGGAGUGUAGAGAGGUGGUGGGGGAUGGAAGGAGGCGGUUGCGACGGAGGAGCUCAUUUGACCAGCCUCUUGGCUACGUCUGCGUAGGCGAUCUCGAUCUCUGGAUUCAUCCGAGAGGUUUUUUUUUAAACGGAGAGGAGGCUCGCCUGACGGUGACUGCGCGAUAUUUCUAACGAAAGUCAUCUCCGUGUCUCCUUCCCUCUUUCAUCCUGUAACCCGUUAAAAAAACGGAAAUACAAACUCGAAUUACUUUUGAAAACGAGCGGGAACUGCCAGUAAAUGCAUCACAUGCUUGAAAUCAUGCGUGGAGGCGACAUUUUAUUUUUUUCUUUCUUUUCUUUUCUUUUUUUGGCUGUUUUUCGGGGGGAUUUUCAGCUCGAGUCGUUUGGAAAAUGCGAUGCCACGCACUGAACAGCAGGAGGAAGGCGUGCUAUGGUUUUUAUUUCAUUUAACGGACACCUAAUAUGAGUCUCUCUGACCAGCUCUGCAAUGCCUGUGCAGCUGGAAAUCUAUUAGAAAUCAUAACUCUACUGCAAAACGGAGCUGAUGUAAAUGGAAAAAAUGUGUUUAAUAGGACUGCAAUACAGGUAGUGAAGUUGGGGGACUCCCGGGUCAUUGAGACCCUGCUGCAAGCGGGGGCAAAUCCAAAUGUGCCAGAUCCCUCCUGCGGUCUCACCGUGACCCACGAUGCCGCUCGUGAAGGAUUCGUGGAUUCUGUGCGCGCGCUGCUAACAUAUGGGGCCGAUGUUAACAUCGCAGAUGAAAAAGGUAACCUUCCGCUGCACCUGGCCGCCAGUAAGGGUCACGUGGAGGUUGUCAAGCUGCUCAUUGGAUGCACCGGGAAUCGCGACGUACGCAACAAUGACGGACUCACCGCCGAGCAGCUCGCGCGCGGCAAUAGCCACACGGACACAGCCACGUUCAUCCAAAACCAUCAGUAAGAGGAAGGAUAGGAUGAAGAGAACCUGGAAUCCGUUUGGAAACUUCUUCUGAUCUUUUGUUUCAUGGACUUUUUUCCCGGGACAUUGAACACAUCGAUAAGUACAAUAAGUAAUUAGCGCUACAAAAAUCUGGUUAUUAUAUUCACAGUCUAGUGUAAAGAAUACUUAGCAACACUUGCUUACUAAAUCAAAGAAUGUGACUCUUUCAUAUGGUUAUUGAAAAACUGUGAAACUGAGUGCAUAAAAGUGUUUUUUCUAUUGUUAUUUUUAUGCAUUUACUAACUAACUAACUAACUAAUACCUUACAUACUGUGAAAGAUCACUUUCACAUUCACCAUUAGGUGCACCUACACACCUCCAACACAAUCACAUAAACAUUAACUUCUUUUUGAUGCUGCAUUUUGUUUGGUGGUGUUAUGUUCCAGUCAUCUAUGAAAGCUCUCAGAAAAAGCCUGGCACCUUUGUGUCUGGGCUAACAUUUAUCUAAUGCUUCAAAGUUAGUACAAAGUUAUGUUGUAUCAAACAGCAAGCAUCAAAGUGUGGCAUCUAACUGUAACCUAAGAGUGGUUCUUCCGUUUUUUGUGCACACUGCAAAUAAAUCAGACGUACAAUUUU
Messenger RNA from Oreochromis niloticus (Nile tilapia), 2550 nucleotides. RefSeq names its product cyclin-dependent kinase inhibitor 2C (p18, inhibits CDK4) (gene cdkn2c). Gene Ontology annotation, molecular function: protein kinase binding; cyclin-dependent protein serine/threonine kinase inhibitor activity. NCBI's taxonomy places the organism in Eukaryota, Metazoa, Chordata, Actinopteri, Cichliformes, Cichlidae. The transcript has 5 exons. The record is from RefSeq and is a predicted model, not a curated record. Gene Ontology annotation, cellular component: cytoplasm; nucleus. The coding region runs from base 1459 to 1935 and encodes 158 amino acids. Gene Ontology annotation, biological process: negative regulation of cell population proliferation; regulation of cyclin-dependent protein serine/threonine kinase activity; regulation of G1/S transition of mitotic cell cycle.